GCCAUAUCCUGUUUCAGCUUUUAAAGAAACAAUGGCGUUGCUUCUAAGGACACUAGCCCGACAGGGCACUUGUUUGUCCCGCCCUCAGUUUGGUGUUUUCUACAGACAUGCUGUUCCAAUGGGAACCACAGUAAAGGAGGAAAUGAACAAGUUCUCAGCCAAAAACAACAAAUUGAACCGACCCAUGUCGCCACAUAUCACCAUCUACCAGUGGUCGGUGCCUAUGAUGAUGUCCAUCACACACAGAGGCACGGGAGUGGGACUCAGUGGAGGUAUCUCGGCAUUUGCUCUCUUAGCGUUGGUGUUGCCAGGUAACUACCCGUACUACCUUGACCUGAUCCACUCCCUGUCCAUUGGCCCCGCUCUCCUCGGUUUAGCUAAGUUUGGCAUUGCCUUCCCUCUGUCCUACCACACCUUGAAUGGAAUCCGCCAUCUGUUCUGGGACAGCGGUAAGGGAUUUGCGCUUCCUGUGGUGUAUCGCUCGGGCUACGUGGUCAUCGCGCUGUCAAUACUGACCUCUAUUGCUGCCCUUGCAUACAUGUGAGCAGCAUGGCGGAGGAAGGGAGGAGAAAGCGAGGCGGAGAGAAUAUGGAGGGUGGGAUGAAGGGGUGGUUUUGUUUAUAUAUUCUGGUCUUUGUGUCACCAACACAGUAAUUUGAAUGGAUAAAUGUAUAAAUAAUUAAAA
Salvelinus namaycush (lake trout) is the source of this 685-nucleotide messenger RNA. Its product is annotated as succinate dehydrogenase cytochrome b560 subunit, mitochondrial-like. The coding region runs from base 32 to 544 and encodes 170 amino acids. The transcript has 6 exons. Gene Ontology annotation, cellular component: membrane. Gene Ontology annotation, biological process: mitochondrial electron transport, succinate to ubiquinone; tricarboxylic acid cycle. NCBI's taxonomy places the organism in Eukaryota, Metazoa, Chordata, Actinopteri, Salmoniformes, Salmonidae. Gene Ontology annotation, molecular function: electron transfer activity; succinate dehydrogenase activity. The record is from RefSeq and is a predicted model, not a curated record.